Molecule: messenger RNA, 327 nt
Organism: Lactuca saligna
Lineage: Eukaryota; Viridiplantae; Streptophyta; Magnoliopsida; Asterales; Asteraceae
Source: the annotation of a GenBank genome assembly
AUGCCGGCCCUGAAAGAAGGAAGCCGGCCGCCGUGGGUGGGUCUUGCCGCCGCUGUUUGGGUUCAGGUCGCCUCCGGCAACUCAUACCGAGCGUGGGUUGUUCUUUUGAUCGGUGUUCUUGCUUGUUUCUUUGGUUAUGGUGUGAUUUGGCUUGCUGUUACGGAAACUGUUCAUAACCUGCCUUACUGGUUUAAUGAUGAGGAUUAUGGGAGAUACACUGAAAAGGAGAUUGUUGUGGGUCGGUGGCCGCAUUUUGAUUUUAUGGGGAGUGAGUUCGUCACCAAGAUGGAUAAUAUGGAAAUGGAGAUAAAUGGGUGGGGUAGGUAG